This is a messenger RNA of Danaus chrysippus (African queen), 981 nucleotides long. NCBI's taxonomy places the organism in Eukaryota, Metazoa, Arthropoda, Insecta, Lepidoptera, Nymphalidae. The record is from the annotation of a GenBank genome assembly.
AUGCCUAGUCAAGAUCUUGUAACCACGAAAGUGGUGGUCCAUCCGCUUGUUCUUCUCAGUGUGGUUGACCAUUUCAACCGAAUGGGUAAAAUCGGCAAUCAAAAGCGGGUUGUUGGUGUUCUUCUCGGCUGCUGGAGGGCUAAAGGCGUUUUGGAUGUAUCAAACAGUUUCGCUGUUCCAUUUGAUGAAGAUGAUAAAGACAAAUCAGUGUGGUUCCUCGACCACGAUUACUUGGAGAACAUGUAUGGUAUGUUCAAGAAAGUUAAUGCCCGAGAAAAGGUAGUUGGUUGGUACCACACAGGACCUAAAUUGCAUCAAAAUGAUGUUGCCAUCAAUGAAUUAAUAAGACGUUACUGUCCAAAUUCAGUGCUCGUAAUUAUUGAUGCUAAACCAAAAGAUUUAGGCUUACCAACUGAAGCCUAUCAGGCUGUUGAGGAAGUCCAUGACGAUGGCAGCCCUACCACCAGAACAUUUGAACAUGUACCAAGUGAAAUUGGUGCCGAAGAAGCUGAGGAGGUCGGUGUUGAACAUCUAUUGAGAGACAUCAAGGAUACAACAGUCGGCAGUCUCUCCCAGCGUAUAACAAACCAAUUGCUUGGACUAAGAGGAUUACACUCUCAGCUUAGUGAAAUAAGAGAUUAUCUGAUCCAAGUAAAUCAAGGAUCCUUACCAAUGAACCACCAAAUCAUUUACCAGCUCCAAGACAUUUUCAACCUCCUCCCAGAUAUAUUCAGUGACAAUUUUGCUGAUAAUCUCUAUAUUAAAACCAACGAUCAAUCUCUGGUUGUUUAUCUGGCUGCUCUAGUGAGAUCUAUUAUAGCAUUACACAACCUCAUUAAUAACAAAAUAACAAACAGAGAUGCCGAGGAAGGCAAGAAAGAGGAAUCCAAAGACAAGAAAGAAAAAAAAGAUGACAAAGAAGACAAGAAGACCGACGAUAAAGCAAAAGAUAAGAAAGAUAAGGAUGAAAAGAAAAAAUAA